This is a messenger RNA of Caenorhabditis briggsae, 1269 nucleotides long. It is a transcript of the gene Cbr-inx-3.1, whose product is annotated as Protein CBR-INX-3.1. The coding region runs from base 1 to 1269 and encodes 422 amino acids. Gene Ontology annotation, cellular component: gap junction; plasma membrane. Gene Ontology annotation, molecular function: gap junction channel activity. NCBI's taxonomy places the organism in Eukaryota, Metazoa, Nematoda, Chromadorea, Rhabditida, Rhabditidae. The record is from RefSeq and is a predicted model, not a curated record. The transcript is spliced from 3 exons.
AUGUUGGGUGUCCCGUUCAUCGACCGGUGGCUCUCCAAUACAUUCAAAGCCAAGACUUUCGACGAUGCCGUGGAUCGUCUCAGUUAUGUCACCACCGCCACUCUCCUCGCCUUUUUCUCCAUCAUGGUCUCCUGCAAACAAUACGUAGGAUCAGCCAUUCAAUGUUGGAUGCCAAUGGAAUUUAAGGGCGGUUGGGAGCAAUACGCAGAAGACUACUGCUUCAUCCAGAAUACAUUCUUCAUUCCGGAACGCUCCGAGAUUCCCGGCGACGUUGAGGACCGACAAAAAGCCGAAAUCGGUUACUACCAGUGGGUACCGAUCGUUCUUGCCAUCCAAGCGUUCAUGUUCUACCUACCAUCGUGGAUCUGGUCGUCUCUCUACAAGCAAUGCGGAUUGGAUUUCCCAUCUGUGAUCAGCGAGGCCGAAGCUCUUCGUUCCAGUGACUCUGAGACUCGAAAGAAGGGAAUCAACAAAUUGGUCGGAUUCAUUGAAGACAUUCUGGAGACUCGUUCCAAAAACGAAUACGGUCGUUUCUAUUGCUACCGCUUCGGAAAAGGACUCGGCUCGAUGACUUCAUUGCUCUACAUCUGCAUCAAGCUUAUGUACCUUGGCAACGUCCUCAUCCAAUUCAUCAUCCUUAACAAGUUCCUUGGAAACGAGACCUUCCUCUGGGGAUUCCACACUUUUGCCGACUUGUAUGCUGGACGUGAAUGGCAGGAUUCUGGAGUGUUCCCACGUGUCACACUUUGCGAUUUCUCGGUACGAAAGCUUGCCAACGUUCACCGCUACACUGUCCAAUGCGUACUCAUGAUCAAUAUGUUCAACGAAAAGAUUUACUUGUUCAUUUGGUUCUGGUUCGUCUUCGUUCUGAUCACCACCUUGAUCAACACCAUCUGCACAAUCUGGAGACUAAGCAUCGACAGCUCUCGCCACAACUACAUCAGAUCCCUGCUCAGCGGGCCACUCCACAACUUCAAGGAUGAGUCGUCUCGCAUUCCAAUCGGAAAGUUCGCCAACCACGGACUCAAACAAGACGGUGUCCUUCUGAUGCGCUUCAUUGAUGAUCAUGCCGGAGCAAUGGUGACUAAGGAAAUCUGCCAGAGCUUGUUUGCCAACUACCUCCAAAACGAUCCGUAUGCCCGCCCUGUCCACCACGGUCACUCCACCAAAUCAACAUCGCCAGGUAUCGAGGAGGGUCCCCAUGAGCAUCUCUACACCCCAGAGAAGAUGGGACUGAUGGUUCCAGACUAUCCAAUCAAACACUCGUGA